AUGGCGUUCAGUGCACCGUUUUUAGCACCUCAAAUGGAUUGGGAAACUAACGACUCGAUCUUAGCGUUUGGUAAAUUCAAGCAAAAAUGUGAGCUGAUGUUCAAAAGUAUACUCAAAGACGCUGAAGGAGAAGAACAAGUCAGCUAUAUCCUUCUAUGGGUUGGCGAGCAAGGUCUCGACAUCUACAACAGUUGGACAUUUGAAGACGUAAAAGACCAAAAAGACCCAGCGAAGAUUCUCGAUAGAUUUAUGGAACAUUUGGAGCCACGGACAAAUCAUCGAAUUCACAGGUUACUUUACAAGGUAUGCGACAAGACCAAGGUGAGUCAAUCGAUAAUUUUAUUGCCAAGAUUAAAAAUAUCGCAGCUAAAUGCAAGUUUAAUGGCAAUGAAGAAAUCGAGGACAGAUUAUUAG
Molecule: messenger RNA, 414 nt
Organism: Paramuricea clavata
Lineage: Eukaryota; Metazoa; Cnidaria; Anthozoa; Malacalcyonacea; Plexauridae
Source: the annotation of a GenBank genome assembly